UUUUUUUUUCUAAAACCCUUUCUUUCCAUUCUGCUGUCUUUGCCCUUUUUUUGGUGUAUUGGAAAGUGGGUUUUUGUUUGCUUUGUAGUGGUUUUUAGUCUGGGAGUUUGAGGUCAAGAUUGUUCUGGUUCAAGUUGUGCGGUUUCUUUAGGGGUUUUUAUUGUGUUAAGAUAUUGGGUUAUUUCAGUUUGUGUUAAAGUUAUAUUUUUUUUUAUGCCGAAGGUUUAGCGCCUGAUGAUUAUUGCAGGAAAUUUUAGCUUGCUAAAAAUGUAGUUUUGGCUUGUUUAGUGAUAUUUCUUUUAGUCUUUUGCUUUGCCUUGGUGCUCUUCUUUUCGCUAUAGUAGGUGCAUUUUGCUGAGUCUGAAGGAUUGCGUAUUAGUUCUUUUUUGUUAUAGUAGGUGCAUUAUGGCUUGGUGCUUUCUUCAAUUUUGGUGUUUUGAGCCCGCUGAUAAAUCAUCAAUCGACUUUUUCUAGAACUUUGUUUGGUUUCUCUGAUAUAGUGGGGGAAAAUAAUAAAGUAUUAAAGUUUGAUUAGUACAACCCAGAAUCAAAAUCAAACAUAAUGGCAGUUACUGUACUAUUCUACAAUCUUUGGUCAGUGAUCUUGAUGCAUGACAAGUAAGCUGCUUAUCUUUGUGUGUGUCAUAAAAUUGGUAUUAUGAUCCUCGUUGACUUGUCUGACCUAAUUCUCUCUUUUGGCAUUAUGACGUUGGAUAGCAUUCACGAUUAUGCCUUUCUAGUGGUUCUUGUCAUGGCGGGCAUGGUGAACUAGUGACCCUGGAUAGUCACACCUGGAAUAGUAGGACAAUCUAGCAGUUUUCCUCAUUUUGUUAAUUAUCAAUGUUAAGAGGGGAUCGCUGUCUUUCUUGUUGUUUAGGCAACUUUCAUCUAAUUGAUACAUUUCAUGUAGUAAGGAGAAAAAGAGAUCAUAAGAAAGAGAGCAUUGGGUACCAAGGUUCCAUGGAUCCAAGAAAACGUUCUGAGAAUGUUGGUCAAGGGAUGAAAUUUCGUACAUAUCCUGAACGUGGUUCUAGAAAAGGAGGCUAUACUUGGAAUGCUAUGCCUGAUGCAGGAGUCAACAGAGAGUUUCGUGUUGUGAGGGACAACAGAGUCGAUCAAAAUGCAAAUAAAGAUGUAAAGCCUCCUUUCUCACAGUACUCAACUUCUGAAAAUGAGCAAGUGCUUGUGAAUGUUGCUGAAAAGGGUUCAACGGGAAUGCCAAGCAAUCAGAGGCCUCAGAGUAAAUCUCAAACUACUAAUGUGCCAUCCAGUUCACAACCAAGGCAUGCUCGGGAUGCAAAUUCAAAUGGUAUUGAUAGGAAAGAAAUAUUGGGCGAAAAGCGAACUUUUAUUCCUAAUGCUGUUUCAUGGUCACAGCCAGUGAAGCCCAAUAAUAGUCGUGCACAUUUUGCCCCUCAAUCAUCAAGCAGCUCGGUUGUUGGGGUUUAUUCGUCCUCAACAGAUCCUGUUCAUGUGCCUUCCCCUGAUUCCAGAUCAUCUGGUGUUGUUGGAGCUAUCAAGCGUGAAGUUGGGGUUGUGGGUGUUCGCCGUCAGCUUUCUGAAAAUACUAUCAAAGAUUCACAUGGAACAACUGGUUCUCUCUCCAAUACGCAUGUGGGGAGGGACACUUCAUCAGAGGCAUUUCGACCUUUUCCUGGAAUUUCUAGAGCAGACCAGCUCAGUCAUAUAAGUGCAGCUGAAUCUGUCGUGCCUGAGAUUUCUGGAAGCAGGUCAUUCGUGAGCAAUCAGUAUGGGAGCAGGCAAUAUCAACAAGUUUUAGGUCAUCAAAAAGCUAACCAACAUAAUAAAGAGUGGAAACCAAAAUCAAGCCAAAAAUCAAGUGUUAAUAAUCCUGGAGUUAUUGGAACACCUAAGUCUGCUUCACCUCCUGUUGAUGAUGCCAAGGUCUUGGAUUCAGGAAUAGCUGAAUUGCGAGAUAAGUUUUCUCAAGUAAAUAUCUGUGAAAAUGAGAACGUUAUCAUAGCGCAACAUAUUCGAGUCCCGGAGAAUGAUCACCGUCGACUUACUUUUGGCAGCUUUGGAGUGGAAUUUGAUUCGUCAAGGACUUUUGUGUCAGGUCUUCAAGCCACUGGUGUUGCCAGAGACUCAAAUGGGGAAUCUGCUGCUAGGUUGAUCUUUUCUUCCAAUUUGUCUGUGUCCACUCCCGAUACUUCCAGUGAAGAUGCUGCUGGUGGCAGGCCCAUUGAAAUUUUAGAUGAUCAACUUAGAAAUUCUGGAUCUGAUUCUCCACCCUCUGGUACUGCAUCUGAGCAUCAAUUGGCUGACAAGGAGGACACUUCAAGUCCCCAUAAUUUGGAAAGUUAUGCCGAUAUUGGAAUGGUCCAGGACAACAGUCCAUCCUAUGCUCUUUCCGAGUCACAACAGCAGCAAGAUCCUCCUGAGUUACCUAGUUUUUCACAGGCAUAUGAUCCCCAAACUGGUUAUGAUUUUCCAUAUUUCAGAGCCCCAAUAGAUGAAACUGCGAGAGGACAGGGUCUACUAUCUCCUCAGGAGGCUUUAAGCAUGCAUGCUGCCAACAUCCCUGCAUCAACAAUACCAAUGGUGCAGCAGCGACAGCCACCAGUAGCACAGAUGUAUCCUCAAGUUCAUCUGCCCCAUUUUACUAAUCUUAUGCCGUAUCGUCAGUUUGUCUCCCCAAUUUAUCUACCACAGAUGGCGAUGCCAGGUUAUUCCAGUAACCCUGCUUAUCCACAUCCUUCGAAUGGUAGCAGCUAUUUGCUCAUGCCAGGAGGUAGUUCUCAUCUUAAUGCAAAUGGCCUCAAGUAUGGGAUUCAGCAGUUCAAACCACUUCCUGCUGGUAGUCCUACUGGGUUUGGAAAUUUUAACAGUCCAUCUGGUUACACAAUCAAUGCUUCUGGUGUAGUUGGGAAUGCAACAGGUCUUGAAGACUCAUCUCGGAUCAAAUAUAAAGAUGGCAAUAUCUAUGUUCAAAAUCAACAGGCUGAUACAUCAGAUCUCUGGAUUCAAAACCCGAGGGAGCUACCUGGCUUGCAAUCUUCUCCAUACUACAAUCUGCCACAAACACCUCAUGGUUAUAUGCCAUCUCACACAGGCCAUGCUUCGUUUAAUGCUGCUGCGGCACAGUCUUCUCACAUGCAAUUCUCGGGGUUGUAUCAUCCUCCUCCACAGCCUGCCGCAAUGGCAAACCCACAUCAUCUAGGCCCUGUCAUGGGUGCUAAUGUUGGUGUUGGGGUUGCUCCGGCUACUCCUGGGCCUCAAGUAGGUGUUUACCAACCGCCUCAAUUGGGUCAUCCUAACUGGACAACAAACUUCUGAAUGGUAUCAAGCUAACCCUUUCUCUUAUAAGGGAGUGAAGUAGCGAUAGAAAGUUUAAAGUUUUAUUUGUUAAAUAACCCACAAUCUUUUUAAUUCAAUGCAUAAUUGGUGUUUAAUCUCCUGUUUUCGUGACUGUUCUUAUUAAAUUGCACUAAAGCCACCCACAUAAACUUGUGCUGUCCAGGCUAUCUUUCUUGUUUAAAUUGGCAGAUUAAGAAAGAAGCCACCCACAAAAGUUUUCUUAGUAACUGUGGAUAUUGUGUAAUCAGAAACCAAAUAUGAUCUGAAUUGAAGAGUUUUUUAGAAAGCAAUGUGGGAGGUAUAACGAUUUUCCUCAAAGGAUUUUAUGUAAAUUAUAUGCUUGAUAAAAAAUAUUGUUUGCUCUUAGCUGCCAAAUUUGGGUUUGAUUUACUUGGUCUAUUAGGCACAAUUAGUACUUUUGUGGGAUUUGUAUGGGAGCUUGACUGACUAAACAGAGCAAAAAUCAGAACUUAUAACAUAUUACCCACCCUGCACUCAUUCACCUAAGCUUUCUCUUUUGAUUUUCAUAAUUUAAUGUAGCAGUCAGUGGUGGAUCCAGGCCAGGCAUGUGCCUUUAUUUCUUUCAUCCAUUUGUUAUUUUUGAAGGGUUUGCAUUACAUCAGAGGUUCUUUAUGUUUUUUUGUCAUUGUUUAG
This is a messenger RNA of Durio zibethinus, 3972 nucleotides long. RefSeq lists its product as uncharacterized. The record is from RefSeq and is a predicted model, not a curated record. Gene Ontology annotation, molecular function: protein binding. NCBI's taxonomy places the organism in Eukaryota, Viridiplantae, Streptophyta, Magnoliopsida, Malvales, Malvaceae.